UGUGAGCCCGGUUUGGGCGCGAGCGUUAUGUACAAUCUACUCUACAAUAAACCACAAAAAUUAAUGUUACUAGCUGGCUGCAGUACCGUCUGUACCACCGUUGCUGAGGCGGCGAAAAUGUGGAAUUUAAUAGNUAAACCACAAAAAUUAAUGUUACUAGCUGGCUGCAGUACCGUCUGUACCACCGUUGCUGAGGCGGCGAAAAUGUGGAAUUUAAUAGUGCUCUGCUACGGUGCCUCCAGUCCGGCGCUCUCGGAUCGCAGUCGCUUUCCAACGCUAUUUCGUACACAUCCCUCCGCUACGGUACACAAUCCGACACGUAUAAAAUUAAUGAAAAAAUUCGGUUGGUCACGUGUGGCCAUAUUGCAGCAAGCCGAAGAGGUCUUCAUAUCGACCGUUGAAGAUCUCGAAAAUCGUUGCAUGGAGGCUGGCGUCGAAAUCGUCACAAGACAAUCAUUUCUAUCCGAUCCAACAGAUGCGGUACGCAACCUACGCCGACAAGAUGCACGCAUCAUAGUCGGUCUCUUCUAUGUGGUGGCGGCGAGGCGUGUACUUUGUGAAAUGUAUAAACAGCAAUUGUAUGGGCGUGCGCAUGUGUGGUUUUUUAUAG
Messenger RNA from Rhagoletis zephyria (snowberry fruit fly), 610 nucleotides. RefSeq names its product gamma-aminobutyric acid type B receptor subunit 1-like. Gene Ontology annotation, cellular component: membrane; G protein-coupled receptor heterodimeric complex. Gene Ontology annotation, molecular function: G protein-coupled GABA receptor activity. Lineage: Eukaryota; Metazoa; Arthropoda; Insecta; Diptera; Tephritidae. Gene Ontology annotation, biological process: G protein-coupled receptor signaling pathway; gamma-aminobutyric acid signaling pathway. The record is from RefSeq and is a predicted model, not a curated record.